Etheostoma cragini (Arkansas darter) is the source of this 5346-nucleotide messenger RNA. RefSeq names its product cytoglobin 2 (gene cygb2). NCBI's taxonomy places the organism in Eukaryota, Metazoa, Chordata, Actinopteri, Perciformes, Percidae. Gene Ontology annotation, biological process: oxygen transport. Bases 545 to 1132 code for a protein of 195 amino acids. Gene Ontology annotation, molecular function: oxygen binding; iron ion binding; heme binding. The transcript is spliced from 3 exons. The record is from RefSeq and is a predicted model, not a curated record.
UGCUCUCAUUCCAUCAGGUCCUCAAAACACACAACACACUCCGAACGGCUCAUCUCCUCCACCAGAGCGAGAGGAUCAGAGAGAGGGAGGUUGACGGGAGAACAACAGCAUCACUGACAAGCAUCUCCCUCACUGUGGGAGAGAGGGAGAAACAGAUAGAGAGGUGGGGAGAGGAGAAGUGGAAAAAAAAGUGAGGAGAAAAGAAAGGAGAACAUAGCGAACCAGUGAGGGAAAUAAGUUUUCAGUUGGAAUAAGGACAAGCCAGGCAGAGUUUGGACUGUGAGAGCUUGUUGGUGGCAGCAGGGAGCUUUAUUUGCCCUUUUCCUUUUUUUUCGGUUGUGAGCGCCAGUUGCCGCUUCUUCUCCUCCCUCCCCUCCUGCCCCCUGCUUCUCUUCUUCCAUCUUUCCCCUCGUCUUCUCAUCCCGACUCUCCUCUCCCAGCUCCCGCCGUGGGGUCGCAGCUCUCAAUCUCCCUCCCCCCUUCCCUUGCUCCCUACCUCCCCCGGGUGCUGCUGGGAGCCUCCGGGCUGCUGCGCCGCAGGAGGAUGUCUCGCAGGGAGUCUCCGCCGCCGUCCUCUCCACCUCCAGCUCCGCAGCUGCUGGGGGUGCGGAGAGAAGAGGAGGAUCGUCCGGAGCGUGCAGAGCCGCUGUCCGACACCGAGAGGGAGAUCAUCCAGGACACGUGGGGGCACGUCUACAAGAACUGUGAGGACGUGGGGGUGUCUGUGCUCAUAAGGUUCUUUGUCAACUUCCCAUCAGCCAAACAGUACUUCAGCCAGUUCCAGGACAUGGAGGAUCCAGAGGAGAUGGAGCGAAGCAGCCAACUUCGGCACCAUGCAUGCAGGGUGAUGAAUGCCAUCAAUACUGUGGUGGAGAACCUCCAUGACCCAGACAAGGUGUCGUCAGUGCUGGCCCUGGUGGGAAAGGCCCAUGCUAUCAAACACAAGGUGGAACCCAUGUACUUCAAGAUUCUGAGCAGCGUGAUGCUGGAGGUGUUAGCUGAAGAUUUCCCAGAAUUCUUCACAGCAGAGGUGCAGAUGGUGUGGACCAAACUGAUGGGGGCGGUGUACUGGCAUGUGACAGGGGCCUACACAGAGGUGGGUUGGCUCCAGGUCUCCAGCUCAGCAGUGUGAAGAAUUUGGAAGAAGAGGUGGUAUAAGAGUUUCAAUUGCAAAAGUUCUGUGAGGAUGGUUUCACAGACAUGGAUACGAUUAUUGUGCUAAUCCAUGCAACUUUAUUUUUGUGACAUUUUGGGUGCUAAGCCUCCAUUACUGUAGUGUUUCUACAUCGCACUUCCCAGAGAUCACUUUGGCACCAAACAAUGUAGCCAGACCACAUUUUUCUUCUAGUUUUAACCAGUGGUACUUUGGUCUGUGUUUUUAGCCACGGAAGCUAUCACUGCUCACUACACAGUUCUUCCACUGUUUAUUCCAAACUACUGUUCCUGCCAAAAGCACACCACACAUCAUUGAUUAACAAUUUAUCCUUUGCUAAGCCCUGUCGCCCUUGGUUACUGUCACUAGGCCUGUCAAGCUUUCCAAUGCAUUUUACAAUGAUAAGGAAGUAAGAUUUUACCAUUUGGAAUUCUUGGUCAAUUUUUGAAGCAGUGGUUCCUUGAUUUCAGACAGAGGAAGGCUUCUCCUUUUCAGCUCAACCCUGUCGUUCUGGCCACCAGUAAUAACAACUGUUGCUAGCAGAUUAGAUCAAUCAAUGUUAGCAACUGUUAGUUUUUUUCCUGUUUCCAACCAACUUGCUUUAACAAAAACCUUGUAAAAGGGUUUAAAUAUGUACUUGAAGGCUUCCUAACAGCUACAUCAUAUUAUGCUAAAAAGCUAAAGCUACAUGUCCCACACAGCAUCUUUACCUUGAAACAUGUACAACACAUUGAAUCAAAGAACUAGUAUUGUUUUUGUUUUGUGGCAUAGCUAUAUAAAGUAGUUCUAACAUUAUGGUACUAUGGGAUAAAGAAAAAUGUCAAGAAAAAUACUGUAAUACUGUGUUAUAGUACUGUUAGUUUUAGCUGACAUUUGCAGUGUAGGUUAGAGCAGAAAAACACACUAUUUAUAUAAUGCACUCUUUAACUUUUGGUGUUUUUGAUUGAAAAAAACAGCACCCUCCAAACUCUCGAAUACCAUAUAUUGCUCUCAAUGCAGCUUGAUGCACAUUGCUUUGGCCUGUAAAAAAAAUCCAAAACUCGACAGGCCUGCUGUGUGUAGUUACAGAUAAGCUGACAUUAUGUUGGACAGUGACUGUUCAAGGGAGGGAGUUUUAGUGAACAGACAGCUGUGGAUGGCAGAUACAUUUAUUUAGGCUAUACAAAAAUGUUGCAGCUUAUUAUUUUAAAGUUCACUUUUGUGGAAACGUGCAGUGAAAGAAGCAUCUUCCGGCUAAGCUGCACAUAUGAAUAGGCCUACACCUCAUGAUAUUUGAAAAAGAGAUUAGGAAAUGUUUAGAAAAGAAGGGAUAUUUAAGCUCUAAGAGGGGGGCAGUUAGAUGUUGACGCUAUUGGACUAUGGAGCUGCUGACUGUUAAUAGAUUAUCUUUGUGUCCUAUUAAAGUAUAUCCUCAUGUUUAGAGGACCUGUGUCCCUUUCUCUCUCUAUUGAUUCAUUGCGUGCUCUUAAUGUCUUGUUUAACUUUACAGAGGUGUUGUUUGUGUAAGUGUACAGUGGGCAAGUGUGCAUACUCUUCUGCCUUUGUUUACAACUCAUUGACAUGUUGGUCUGUUGACGUGUUAAAGUGGGCUUUAUUUUCUUUGGUAAAAGUCUUGGACUAGCAACAGUGCUUUCCUUUUUUCACUUUCAUUACACACAAACAUUGUGAAAGUGAGAUGGAAAAUAUCAGCAGGUGGACACAAUCAGCAACCAGACAUGUACACACUCACACACAGGCAUGCUAAUAUUUACAGGACUUUCAGUUAGUUUACAUCUUCAUCAGAGAGACAUGAGGCAUUAAAUGCUCCAUUAAGGGCUUUAGAAAAUCACUCUGGAUAUCUAUGGAAAACAUGUCAGCUUUAGAAGUGCCAUCCUUAGAUCUCUGACCAAUCUAACACAAGAAAUUGUGUCCAAAGGCAUCUAAAUACAGAUAAUGCAUCAUGGGAAUUGUACUGCUUUUGCUAUAACACAAUGGAUGCUUUCCUUAUAUUUGACCAGGGGAAUAGUGGAAGGCUCACAGUUUCUCACUAAACUCACAUACAGACAUAUUCUGUUAUCCGCCGCUCCUUAAACAUGUUUUAUACUGUCAAACUAAAUUUCUUUACCUUAGAUUGUCACUGGAUCUUCAGUAAUCAGAAUCUUUGGACUGCAUACAAUCCAGUUGCUGUCACCAUCUGCGAGUCUCGCUGGUCAAGUCCCAAAUAUACACUGCAAAUCGGUUUAGGAUGGACAUUUGAUCCAAUCUUCAGUUUGCAUCUGCUCCAGUGACGUCCUGUAUCUCCUAGCUGCCCCCCUGGCAUUGGCAUCUGGCAAUAAUGAGGAAGUAAUGAGUCUCCUCUCCUUCUCAUUUGGUCAUUCAUCUACUGUUACUUCCCAUUGCCUCCAUUAGGACAGCGUCAAUGAGAACAAAAACAAUUAUGACUGGACAGAUAGUCUUAAAACCUGUACACCAUGUCAGCCAUUCACAACAAUGUUUCAUAAAAAGGCCUUUUAUUCACUUCAAACAUUUACAUUAAAAAUGACUUCCUGAAGCUAUUAAUUACACAUCAUGCCUUGCCUUAGACCAGUAGUUUCCUCGCUGCUGCUCCCAUACUCCCCUUUGGAAGCUGUUCAAUCACUGCUUCCUGUGUAAAUUGAUUGAAUUUCAUAAACCAGGACGAACAUAAGGUUAACUUACAAAAACAAAAGAAGCCAAUUACCUCAAUUUUAUUGAAGUAUAAUUAAAAACAAACUGCAUGUUUCUGAUUAGAUUCUGUCAUGCAAAUGAAAAGGCAAGUUAAACCCAAGUCUCUCCUUCUGUAUUAACAUAUAAAUUGUAUGGGACAACUUUUGAAGAAAGAAUUCCAUUAUCUCAAUUUAAUAUCUUGUUAUCUUGAUAUAACAGUUUUUUGUGAUCAAAUUUCUAUUAUUAUUAUUAUUAUUUUUAUAUAUAUUUAGAAAUUAUAAACAGUGACAAACAUUUACAAACAAUACACUGAGACAAGCAACGCAUCCCAUCCCAAACAAAGAGAGGAAAGACGAGAGGGAAGGAGACAAAACAACAACAUGCAGAAACAGACACAUACACAGACAGACACAAGACAAGGGACACAAAAACCUGUAGCACAAGGCUGCAGCCCGUUAUCUUUAUAUAAAAGUUGUGUUUGCUUGAGAUAAGGAGAUAAUUAACCCGCCAUUAAAAAUCCUGAGAUAACAAGAUAAUUAACUGGGACUAUAACUGUAUUUGCUGGAUGGGAUCAUGAUAACAGGAUUUAAACAGUAGUUACAACCACAGCCAGUCUUGGCUUCAGUAUCUGUAAAAACUGGCCAUUUAAAUUUGACAUGCAUUUACUAAGAGAUACUAUUAAACAAGUUCCUUCUCCAAUUGAACUGGAGAGUUUAAAGCCAAUAAAAGGAUAAAAAUACACACAGGACUUAAACAUACCACAAAGUAAACUCUUUCCACUUUGGCUAAAAUGGCUCUGAAGGCAGUAAACCUGUUGUCAGUCAUAAAUGCUUCGUUUCAGAAUACACACCCGUCCUCUUCUCUGCUCGACUUCUCACGUCAGCAUCCCUCAAGGUUUAGGAGUAUUUUUGUUAGUCAGAGUUUCCCGGACAUCUUGUUUAUUAAACACUGUGUGGUGUUGAACACAUCUGCAAACACACACGAUGGAGGUACUGUUGCUUUUGCUAAGCUGCAGGUUUUGCGUCCCUCUAUGCAGGAUGUUUCUUGUCACACCAUAAACAUACACACACACACACACACACACACACACACACACACACACACAUACACACACAUGGUCUUGCAUUUAAAUGGUGAGUUGGGCAUGUCCUCGCAUGCCAAGUAUAAUACAGCAUUACUUACUAAUCAAAUUUAGUUUUUAGGAGAAAAGUAGACAAACUUUACUCAGUAAUUAUUUUCAAUGUUCAAACUCUUUCAGCAAAUAAGGGCAUCACAACAUAUGGAACGCUGUGUAUUUGUUGUGACAUGUGUCUGUCCAUCAGUUGAAAAGUUAGGACUUUAUAUUUUUCUAAAUAUAUCUAUGAGAGGAAUUAUGUGUAUUUGAAUAAUGUAUAUGAAUAUUUCAUUGUAUACUGCGUUGGUGGGAGAGAGUGCUGUGACUUUGUAUUGUUAUGAGCAUGUUUGCACAGCCUACCACAACUUGUACCUUUGCAGACCUGGUGAAAAUGAAUCAUGACCAUCAAUAAAAU